Caretta caretta (loggerhead turtle) is the source of this 2581-nucleotide messenger RNA. RefSeq names its product F-box and leucine rich repeat protein 19 (gene FBXL19). Gene Ontology annotation, molecular function: protein binding; DNA binding; zinc ion binding. NCBI's taxonomy places the organism in Eukaryota, Metazoa, Chordata, Testudines, Cheloniidae. The record is from RefSeq and is a predicted model, not a curated record.
CUCCGAGCCGCCCCCCCCCCCCAGCCUCCCACCCCCACGCCGUAGGGACGAAGGAAACAAAAGUCUGGGUUGGUUGCAGUUUCUCCCCCCCCCACCCCCCCAUGGAAGAGCCUGUGACCCACGCCGGAUCCCACGCAGCCCCAUGGCUACCCAGCAGCCUGCAGAGUAGCUGAAGCGGGAGGUAGCCAAUGUCGUCCAGCAAAGGGGCGGGGGCUGGAUCUCGCCGGCGCCGGACGCGCUGCCGUAAGUGCAAAGCCUGCCAGCGGACGGAGUGCGGCGAGUGCCACUUCUGCAAGGACAUGAAGAAGUUCGGGGGCCCGGGGCGCAUGAAGCAGUCCUGCCUGAUGAGGCAAUGCACAGCGCCAGUCCUGCCUCACACAGCUGUGUGCCUGCUCUGUGGCGAGGCCGGGAAGGAGGACACGGUGGAGGGGGAGGAGGAGAAAUUCAACCUGUCGCUCAUGGAGUGCUCCAUCUGCAACGAGAUCGUCCAUCCCGCCUGCCUCAAGAUGGGGACGGCGGAAGCUGUGAUUAACAAUGAGAUUCCCAACUGCUGGGAGUGCCCCAAAUGCAAACGAGAAGGGAAAUCCAACAAGGACUCGGGUGGCGACGGGACAGGGAAGCGCCGGGCGGACAACGGCGAGGACGGGGUACGGUGGAAGCUGACGGACGAGGUGGCCCAGCACAAGAAGAAGCUGUUGCCGGCCCCGCCCCCUGCGGAGGAGCCCCCCGCCAGCGCCCACAAGCGCAAGAAGGAGAAGGAGCUGCCGCCCCCCGACACGGGGCCCAAGAAAAAGUUGAAAGGCGGGCGGGAAAAACACUUGAAGAAGGCCUCCGAGCAGCCGUCGGAUGGGAACAAGCUGCAGCCGCUACCGAGCUGGGGCCGCGUGGGGAGCGGCGACUUGGAGGUGAAAGGGUCCAUCUCCCACUCGACCAUCCACCUGAGCCAGAUCGGCCCCAGCGACCUGGAGAAAACCAAGGCACCUCAGGGACCUCUGGAGCCUUCUGCGCAGUCGGACAAGUCUCACCAGCGGGAGAAGCUGGAGCGCUUCAAGCAGAUGUGCCAGAUGUUGGAGCGCGUCAAAAACAGCAGCAGCUCCAGCUCCAGCUCCGACUCGGACUCGGACACGGACUCGCGGGGCUCGGAGGGCUCCAGCGGGGGGGGGGCCUCCAGCCGGGCCGCCUCACCCGCCUCCCGGGCCCAGCGCCUGGCCGCUCUCGGCUUCAGCGCCAGUGAGGAGGACGAGGAGGAGGACGAGGAGGAGGAGGAAGGCCGCAACGGGGGCUCGGAGGCGGCCCGCAAUGGCAAGCAGCCCAAGGGGCCGCGGGCGAACUGUCAGGAGAAGGAGAACCACCACCGGGCCGCCAGCAGGGGGAGCGAGCGAGCCAAGCAGCAGCCCGGGGGCCGCAAGGGAGGCCGGCCGGCCGGGCAGACGGGCCUGCACAUGGUGACCCGGACUCAGUUCCUCCAGUGGCCCCUGGUGCCCUCGCCCCCCAAGCCCCUGCUGCAGUUGGAGCGGCACGUGGUGCGCCCGCCCCCCGACAGCCCCGAGCCGGACUCGCUGCCCCUGGACAGCGGCUCGGACCACGUCAUGCAGCGUGACGUCUGGCUGGCCGUCUUCCAGCACCUCAGCUACCGCGAGCUCUGCGUCUGCAUGCGGGUGUGUCGGACCUGGAGCCGAUGGUGCUGUGAUAAGCGCCUGUGGACCCGCAUCGACCUGAGCCGCCGGAAAUCGAUCACCCCGUCUAUGCUGAGCGGCAUCAUUCGCCGGCAGCCGGGCAGCCUCGACCUCAGCUGGACCAACAUCUCCAAGAAGCAGCUCAUGUGGCUUAUCAACCGGCUACAGGGCCUGCGGGAGCUGGUCCUGACGGGCUGCUCGUGGUGCUCCGUCUCAGCGCUGAGCACCGCCAGCUUCCCCUCGCUGCGGCUGCUCGACCUGCGCUGGAUCGAGGACGUCAAGGACUCGCACCUCCGUGAGCUGCUGCUGCCCCCUACAGACAGCAAGCCAGGUCAGACCGAGAGCCGGGGCCGGCUGCAGAACGUCUCUGAGCUGCGUCUGUCGGGGCUGGACAUCACGGACGCCUCGUUGCGCCUCGUCGUCCGCCACACGCCCCAGCUCGCCAAGCUGGACCUGAGCCACUGCAACCAUGUGGGUGACCAGUCUGUCAACCUGCUGACCGCUGCUAACUCCCCUCGCGACAGCCUCGCCGAGAUCAACCUCUCCGGGUGUAACCGCCUGACGGACCAGUGUCUGCCUCUCUUCCGACGCUGCCCGCGCCUCUCCCGCGUCGAUCUGCGCUCCUGCCGCCACGUCACGCCCGAGGGCUGCGCCCGCUUCUGCGAGGACUCGGGGCCCCCGGCCCCGCCGCCUGCCGGGCCACCCUUCCGCUGCCCCGAGGAGAAAUUGCUGCUCAAGGACAGCUAAUAGCCGGGCGGGGCCAGGCUGCGCCAGAGACUUGAAGAGAGACCUUUUACUAAAGCCAUGCACUGAAUCCUGGGGGGGCCGGGGGCCUUCCAGGGCUGGGGGGAGCAAGGGGGAAACCCAUUCCCCCCCCCCCCCCACUGCUGAUUUGGGAGGGGAUC